CCCCCUACCACACCCGCCGAAAUUUUCCCCGAGGCACCGCUCGUUUGUCCGAUUCCCCGGGCAUGAGCCGCUACGACGACGAAGACGACGGUUUCAACCGUCAUCGUCGCCGCGGAAACAGCCCAAGCAGUUACCAAGUCGGAAUCGGCGGCGGUAGUGCCUCCGAUGGCUGCCGCGGCGCUUUUGAAAGCCCACGGCAUCAGUUCGUCCCAGACGGCGCAGGACGGGGAGGGUUCCGGCCGAUGAACGGUACCCCUGGUGGAGGGGAUUUUCAGCCGAUGGAUCCUGGCAUUGGAGGAGGUUUCCGGCAGAUGAGUCCUGCCGGAAACGGAGGCGGUGGAAGUUUUCGGCCGAUGGGCCUAAGUUGCGGCGUUGAAGGAGUUAAGCCUAGGUCGAUGGUUGGUUCUGGUGGCGGCGGAAGAGGAUUUCUGCCGACCGGUGACGCAGGGUUUCUGGCUACGGAGGGUCUAGGAAGAGGAUUCAGCAGCGGUGGCAUGGGGUUUCAGGCACCGAGCGGUGUUAGCGGAGGUUUGGAGUCUGUGUAUUAUCUGCGACCGACUCCACCACCGGUGAUGCAACAGCCUCUGUCUGGUCAGAAAAGGGGUUUCCCUUUCACCGAGAAUGGCAGUUCUCCCGGAACUGAACUUUCUGAUCGCGGAAGUUUCAUCAAGCUUUUUGUUGGUUCUGUACCAAAGACAACUAGGGAAGAAGACAUUCGCCCCUUUUUUGAACGGCAUGGAAAUGUUCUCGAGGUUACCAUGAUCAAGGAUAAGAGAACUGGAGAACAGCAAGGCUGUUGUUUUGUAAAAUAUGCAACCUCUGAAGAUGCUGAUAGAGCCAUUAGAGCAUUGCAUAACCAGAUUACUCUCCCUGGGGGAAUCGGCCCUAUUCAAGUUCGGUAUGCUGACGGGGAGAGAGAACGCCUAGGUGCACUGGAGUAUAAGUUAUUUGUUGGAUCGCUGAACAAACAGGCAUCUGAAAAAGAAGUUGAGGAGAUCUUUUCUCAAUUUGGCCGUGUUGAAGAGGUUUAUCUUAUGCGUGAUGAAUAUAGACAGAGUCGUGGAUGUGGAUUUGUUAAAUAUUCAAACAAGGAAACGGCAAUGGCAGCUAUCAAUGGUCUUAGUGGAGUUUAUACUAUGAGAGGGUGCAAUCAGCCGUUGAUUGUCCGCUUUGCUGAUCCAAAGAGAUCUAGACCUGGCGAGUCAAGAGAUAAUAUACCUGCCGGUGGACCUGGUUCAGGGCCUCGAUUUCAACCACCUGGUCCAAGGCCCUUGUCAAACUUUGGAGACCCCAAUGGAGAUGCAGUCCAUACAAAUCCAUGGAAUCCAAUGAGCUCACCAAACAUAGGUCCACCUCCUAAUACUGGGGUUCAUGUGGUUGGGACUGGCUUUCCUCCCAAGCCUGGUAGUCAAGGAACAUUGCCGUCAAAUGUGGGUGGUCCCUCGGGUGGCUAUGGUGUCCUCCCCCUUAAUCCUCUUCCAAAUACUUCAGCUUCAUCUUCUGUCACAUUGCAACAGCAAAUUCCCUCUAAAAGCCAGCAGGUAUCACCACUACAGAAGUCUGUUCAAUCUUCACAGGAUACUCCCCAUUCCAUUCAACUCCAGACUAGCAUGCCCAGUGCCCAGCAAGCCUUAAGUCAGGUAGCAGCUCCGCAGAAUCCUUACGGUUACAGCAGCCAUUUGCCUUCUCCUCAGCAAAGCAUCUCUCCCACAACGGCACCUCAAGCACCUUUGAACAUCAACCUACGACCAUUUUCAGUCUCCUCUGCACCUGAUCAAUUGCCUGCUCAUGCUCAGCAACAACAGUUGCAGCAAAUACAGCAGCCUCCUACUCAGUUAGCUCAGCUUUUGUCCCAGCAAACACAGACUCUACAAGCAACCUUCCAGUUGUCUCAACAAGCGUUUUCUCAGCUGCAGCAGCAGCUGCACUCCAUGCAGCAACCAAACCAAAGUUUAUCAGUUCUGCAGAAUAUCCAAGCUGGUCAACAGCAGUGGCCUGGAGUCGGGAUUCAGACGGUUGUAAGCACCACUGGUUCAAUGCCAGUUGGUGGUGUGCCUUCAGCUGCAUCUUCAAUCAGCCAGUCUGUCACUCCUGCCAGAUGUAACUGGACGGAGCAUACUUCGCCUGAUGGAUUCAAAUACUAUUUCAACGGUGUAACACGUGAAAGCAGGUGGGAAAAACCAGAGGAAUUGGUUCAGUUCGAGCAGCAACAGCAGCAGCAGAAUCAACCUGUACAGCAGGCUCAGACCCAAUCACAUCAGCAGGUGACACAACAACCGCAACAGGUUUACCAGCAUCAAACACAAUAUCAUGGCCAUCAGCAGUUACAGCAAUCUUUGUAUCCGUAUGCAAUGCCAGGGGUUGGUCAAAAUUCCCAGGAGUAUGGUCGGAUACAGAUACGAGGGGGAGCUGCUGCUUCAAUCGUCAAUGGAAGCACCACCCAUCCAUCAGGUACAUGAAACAUGGGCGAACUUAUGGAACUAAAUCAUGUAGGAUCGUGUAACGUGGCAGGUAAUGAUGACCGGAUUGGUCGGAAUAUCUAUGAAAUUUAGUGGGGGAUAGGUAAACGGUAAAACCACCAAGAGUCGUGACAUAAUUAAGUGGGUCAGUAAAGAGUUAGAAUAGAAUUGGCUCUCUAUCUAAUAUUGUCUGUAGAUAUUUCUUUUAAACCAAAAGUUGUAUACAGUUGGUUGGUCAUGUUGUACAACAUCUUGUUAGAAAAACAAUCUUGUAUUUUCUUUUGUUC
Messenger RNA from Tarenaya hassleriana, 2746 nucleotides. RefSeq names its product flowering time control protein FCA-like. Gene Ontology annotation, cellular component: nucleus; cytoplasm; ribonucleoprotein complex. The coding region runs from base 63 to 2459 and encodes 798 amino acids. The record is from RefSeq and is a predicted model, not a curated record. NCBI's taxonomy places the organism in Eukaryota, Viridiplantae, Streptophyta, Magnoliopsida, Brassicales, Cleomaceae. Gene Ontology annotation, molecular function: mRNA binding; protein binding. The transcript has 18 exons.